Mytilinidion resinicola is the source of this 1550-nucleotide messenger RNA. RefSeq lists its product as uncharacterized. Bases 211 to 1059 code for a protein of 282 amino acids. The record is from RefSeq and is a predicted model, not a curated record. Lineage: Eukaryota; Fungi; Ascomycota; Dothideomycetes; Mytilinidiales; Mytilinidiaceae. The transcript has a single exon.
UAUCAUCACAUCAGCUCGCCGCCGCCAACCUCACCCACCCCGUCAGCUGUCCUCUCAGCCAUCGCAAACCCUUCAAAACACACAUCCACCAUCUGCAACUCACCACCCCACCGGCCGCGCCCUCCAUCCUACCCAUCCGCGCACCGCCGCGCACUCACCAACCUCGACCUCAAUCUCACCACCACAAACCACCCCGAAACCACCACCACAAUGCCGUCUCUACCCUCCCUCACCACCCUCACCACCCGCACCACCCGCACCCUCCUCCUCGCCGCCCGCGCCGCCACCAAAACCCCCAAGCCCGCCAAAAUCCGCCCCAAAAAACACGGCAUCUCCGGCUGGGCCGUCUUCCUAAUCGUGCUGCUCAUCCUGCUCAUCCUCGCCGCCGUCGCCUGGGUCGCCUACUCGCGCCUGCGCGCCCGCCGCCUGGGCCUGCCGCCGCCGCCCCUCAACCCCUUCGCCGCCUCGCGCAGCGGGCCCAGCAGCAACUACCCCGCGCCCGCGCCCGGCGGCCUCAAGGGCUGGCUCGACACCCAGGUGCGCAAGUUCAAGAACCGCCGCUACGCCAGCGGCGCGUACGAGGAGCCGACGGGGUACGGCGGCGCAGGUGGCGGCGCGCCGCGCGGGAGGGCCGGGCACGGGCCGCUGGAUCCGGACGAGGCGUGGGAUGCAAGAGUCGGGAACGAGGCGUACUACGAGGAGCAGGAGCUGGGGCUGCAUGCGCCUGCGCCGGCGCCCGGGGGCGCGGCGGCGUAUGGCGGGCCGACGGGGUAUACGGGGGCGUAUGGCGGGGAGGGGUUCAGCGGCGGGGAGAGGGGAAGGAGCAGGACAAGGGAGUUGGAUGAGCGGUAUGAGGAGGAGGUGCAUGGCGGGGCGAAGCAUGCGACGAAUCCGUUUGGGGACGAUAAUGCGGUUAGUAGUUUGAGGGGGGUGAGCCCGCGGCCGUUGGAGACGGAGAGGACGGGGGGAGCGUAUGGGGCGCCGGCGGGGCAUAAGAAGACGGAGAGUGCGGAGAGUAGUCCGACAGAGCGAAGGAGUAUGUUUAGGGAGAACAUGUAGGGGAGAUUCGUUGGGUUGGGUUGGUUGAAAGAGGUUCAGUGCGGUAUGGGUAUUGGUAUGGGAUGAAAACGAGUCACAGAGCACGGUUCCAAGCGUUCAUGUAUUUGUUUGUACGAAGCCCAUUUCUCUACCUUGGGUAGGCUUUCUCUGUUUGUGUUUGUUCUUGAAGCCGUGGGAGGGGCCCUUCAAAAUAUUAAUCCUCAAUUCAGCAGCAAAUGCAACUCCCACUACUUUUGAAUUGACAACUGACACCCUCCUCGUUCAAUCCGUGUUCUCUGUUUUGGAUUCAUCGUGGGCUGGGGUUAGGAGCCUUGAUCAGAUGUCUGUCAAUUCGUCCAGCAAGUGAUACAUGUUACCGCCCACAACGACCUCUUGUCCGCUCUGCUUAGCCUUUCCGCUCCGCCUCGUCUUCUUUGGCUUCGCUGUUUCGGGCCCCUUCUCUUCGACGCCAAGAAGCGCAUACAUCUCCGUAAUAGCCUCUGCCAAUUGUG